Molecule: messenger RNA, 720 nt
Organism: Ylistrum balloti
Lineage: Eukaryota; Metazoa; Mollusca; Bivalvia; Pectinida; Pectinidae
Exons: 4
Coding region: 1-720 (239 amino acids)
Source: RefSeq, a predicted model, not a curated record
AUGGCAACACAUGAUGGAAAAGCCGAAUUGAAAAGCUUAAUAGUUGUUGUCCUGGUGCUAUGUCUCGGGUCAGCUAGAGCUCAGAGCGAGGAAAGGUGGCGAAGUCCAUGUGGCGUGAGCUUGGGUUCUGUAUUAGGAUUACCAGGCGGUGGUCCCCCAACAGCGACCCCUGAAGUCCUAGUGGCGGGGAUGCUUCCUGCUCUCGAAACCGCCAAGACAGCAGCAGAGUCACUGAAAGAUAAAUACAUAUCUGAGAGAUUCCCAAGGAGGGAAGUUAUUUCUCAUCUUAAUACUUUGCAAUGUGACGGAAUGCCUAAGGUUACUAUAACCUCACAAGAAAUACAAAGCUCUUUCACAAACUUAAAUCUAACGCACUUGUCGAACUACGAGAAGCUCUCUCAAGUUUUGGUUUUCUUGGAAGAAGUUAAAUUUGACGAGACAUACAUCGAUAGAAGCGUAGCAACAUACGCAGACGAUAUUCAAGAAAUUGAGAGAAGUAUUCUAAACGUGUUGUGUACGAAACAAAGACUCAUAAGAAAUUCUGGAAAUCACAUCAAUUACGUAUCCCCUAAUGUGAUGACACAAGAUGUAAGAGACACUUUGAAUGAAAGGGUCCGUCACGAACGGGAUUACCUCAUCGUCAAGGAUACUUAUCGUCUACUCCAGAGCAUGCAUCUCCACGUUACUGCAAUUGACUCUUACCUCAGCAAAAAUCAGUAG